UGCUGAUUGGCGCCGCGUCUCAGUGCAGCGAGCACCGAGGCGGGGUUCCUCGCCGAGCGGCUCCAUUCAGAGGGCUGCCGUCCACUCGGUCCUCACCCGCCCGGGAGAGACGCCGCUCUCGGUCACAAUGCGUGGUGUUUCUGUUACAUUGACUUUGUUAGUUGUCUCGAUAACCUUUGCUGCCUGCUCGCCCUGGUCGGAUCCACUUUCUGAAGUCGAGCACCAUGAAAUUGUGAGACCUCGUCUCUUGGGCUUCACGCCGGCUACAAGGGAUCUGCCCCAUUCCAAGGUUGCCUAUCCAGACAGGGUCAGUUAUUCUGUACAUCUGCAAGGGGAAGAGUUGAUUCUCCAGUUGGAAAAGAAUUGGGAGCUGCUGGUCGAGCAUUACUCAGAAAGGCAUUACACGGAGAAUGGAACAGAGGUGGUAGAUUCACCACAGCUCAAGGAUCACUGUUAUUAUCAUGGAAUUAUCGAAGGUAUCGCUGAUUCCUCAGUCAGUGUCAGCACCUGCACAGGACUCAGGGGGAUUCUCACAAUCGGGACCACGGUCUACCUGAUCGAGCCACUGGACGAAUCUGGGACUGAGGAGCACGCGGUUUACCGGCAGGAGCACUUGAGGGUAAAGCGUGGCUCCUGCUCACAGAACUUCACGCUGUACGACGAUGGACCCAAAGUGGCAGCUCUUUACCAGCCGCCCAGCAGGAGAUCAAUGCAUCUUUCACACAACACCAGAUAUGUGGAACUCUUCCUGGUAGUGGACAAUACUGAGUAUCGAAAAUUCAACCGAGACAUUCUAACCAUACGGCACCGAAUGAUGGAAAUAGUGAAUCACGUGGACAAGUUGUACAGGUCUCUCAAUAUCCGCGUGGCUUUGGUAGGUUUGGAAGUGUGGACCCAUUCGGACAAAAUCGUGGUCAGUCCCAAUCCUGACACCACGCUAGAUAACUUCUUGAUAUGGCGGGGGAAGGAGCUGAUACCAAAAAAGAGACACGAUAAUGCACAGUUGGUCACCGGCCGAAGCUUCGAUGGAACAACGGUUGGAUUGGCGACGAAAUCUGCCAUGUGUUCCUAUCAAUCCGGUGGAGUGAACGAGGACCACAACAGGAACCCGAUUGGGCUGGCUUCAACGAUUGCCCACGAGAUGGGUCACAACCUCGGCAUGUCUCACGAUGAAGAUUACAAUACGGAAUGUAGCUGUGUUACGAAGAAUGAUGGUGGCUGCAUUAUGGCAAAGAAGACAGGGAUUGUCUUUCCCAAAAGCUUCAGCAGCUGCAGCUACCGGGAGUUACAGAUGUUCCUGGCCACAGAGAGAACCGACUGCCUGUUGAACAGUCCCACCGCGGACGAACUGUAUGGAAGCCCAAAGUGUGGCAACCAGUUCCUGGAGCGUGGGGAGGAAUGUGAUUGUGGUACCAUCCAGGAAUGCACCAACCCUUGUUGCAAUGCCACAACCUGCAAACUGAAGGAUGGGGUGGAAUGUUCCGAUGGAGGCUGCUGUCAGAACUGCAAGAUCCAGCCAGCAGGACAAACGUGUCGGACUGCACAACACGACUGUGAUCUGACAGACUACUGUGAUGGGCUGAGCAGUCAGUGCCCAGAAGAUGCCUUCAAGAUGAAUGGCUCUCCCUGUGGGAAUGGGGAAGGCUACUGUUACAACGGGCAGUGCCCCACCCCUCGAAAGCAGUGCAUUGUUCUGUGGGGACCAGAUGCAACAGUGGCCUCGGAUCAGUGCUUCAGGCAGAAUAUGAGAGGAAACAUGUAUCUUCACUGCAGAGCAACGGAAUAUGGUCAUGAAGCCUGCCAGGCAAAAGAUAUCAAAUGUGGUAAGAUGCAUUGUGUUGGAGGCAACAAGUUUCCAGUCACACAAGCAAAGUACGAAGUGAAAUUGUCGCACAACAUACUGUGUAAAAUUGCAAUGCUGAACAAAGUGAGUGCAAAGGAGUCUGACCCAGGGCUGGUCCCCACAGGAUCAAAAUGUGGAAACGAAAUGGUCUGCUACGAUGGUCGAUGCCAGAGUCUCCUCCUUUAUGGAGCCAGGAACUGUUCCAGCAAAUGUAACAACCAUGGGGUUUGCAAUCACAAGGGAGAGUGUCACUGUGACCCUGGCUGGGCAAAGCCAUACUGUGCCACACAGACAGAUAGUUCAGCAGCGAGAGGUAAUGCCAUAAUCAUCACCCUCUCAGUGCUCCUGCCUUUCAUCAUUUUACUCAUCAUAAUAAGUGGGGGACUUCUCUAUUAUAAAGGAUGCUUAAUAAAGAAAUAUACAAAAAAAUUGCCAAUAAAAUCUACUUCGUGUGGUUUGUCAAAUCCAACGUUUGUUGAUGGAAAGGACAGAAGCAACUGGAAAGCCAUGCACCCCCGCAGCAGGAGUUCACAUCUGAAACACUCACUACUCGAUGCCUCGAAGGAGGAUCGGCGAUUACAGAUCACAGUAAUACCCAGCCGCCCAGCGCCUCUGCCUCCAAAACCAGAUCCGAUCAAGACACUAUCUGCAAACACAACAGCUAAGUCAUCACAGCACCGAAUGGUGAAACCAAGUGCACCUCCUCCUGUCCCGCCUUCCAAACCAGUUCCAACUGAACGUGUAGCGGUUCGACCACCUCCUCCCCCAUGUAAACCACUGCCAGAACUGAAGGCCAAACCGCUGCUAAAGCCUAUGAGUCAGCCUCCAGUACCUCCUGUCAAACCAGGCGUUCCAAUUGCAACGUCCAAACCUCUACCGAAUGGUUUCAAGCCAAAAGUUGCCUUAAAGCCACCAAAUCAGCACAGAUGAAGAGGAAGUGCGUGGCAGCAUCACUGCACUACAGAGGCACAGCUGUGGAGCCAUCUUCCUACUCUUCUGUCAGGAAGAAGAUAAAAAUAUCUUUGGUUUCUUAUAUUAAUUUAUACAGUAAUCAGUGGGAUGACAAAAAUACUUGAUACAAAAAUAUGUUGGCUAGUUUGAAAUAACAUAAAAGAAUUUCUCCACGAUGCUGUUUUCAUUGUACUGUAGCUCUGGUACUUAAAAAGGAUAUUUUUCUUGUUUUAAAUUAUAUAAAUUAAAGAGAUUCUGCUGCAGUGAUGGGAUGCAGUUGUGAAGUAAUCCUUCUGCUAAGACAAAUUACUUGAGACAAAAUGACAGAAAUUGAAUAAAAAUAUGACCUUUGUGUUUCUUGAUUUAAUCUUACAGAAAGUUCUAAGCUUGGGUAUGAAUGAGGAAGCACAUUCUCCAGGUUUUUCAUGAGCAAUCUGCACUUAAUUGCAUCAUUGAAUUGGAAUUGAUCCAAGUGAGAAGAAGUCUCCAAUAUCCUAUUAUCUGAGGCUAGUUUCAGAUGAGGGAACUGCGUAAGGAACAGGCUGGUUAGACUUGGUGGGUGCACAACUAUUUUCCUAAACGAUACCAUACAAUGGUUCAGUGCAACAGGCAAUAACUAUAGCAUGUUGCUGGAGCGGUUAUCAGGACUAAUGAACCAAGGCAUGUGUUCAAAUGGAAUCAAAAUUUAAUUAAAAUUAGUAUUAGGGACAGCUGGUUGGAUUGCCAUAAGAAUAGCCUCUCUAAUGUUCCUUUGUUAAAGGAAAGGUUUGAGCUAAACAAACCAAACUGAUCCUAGUUACCUCUUCACUCUGAGGUGGCUUGGCAAGACUGGACAACCAGGGUUAAUAAACACCUAUUGUUAGCAAUGCUUAUGUCCUGAGGAUACAUACGAAAAAGAAAUCAAGGCUUUGGCCCACAGUUACAAAUCUGUCCGUGUCAAAAUACAAUCUCAGUGGAACUCAUCUUAACCAUGCAUCAAUCUGCAUUGGUAUAGAUUUUCUUUGUCCUAUACAACCUUCAGAGCCUUAUCUAUGUUCCAUUACAUUUAAAUAUCGAAAAACAGUGACUGGGAAAUGAUUACUUGGACAUACAUGAACUGGAUUUGCAUUAAAAUCCAAGUUAACAAGUGAAGUAUAAAAACAAUCCUGAUUAAAUAAACAUAGGAAUUGGCCAGAGUUUUUCAUCAGUCAAGACAACUACUUCAAAUAUAAAACUUAUUUUGUGAUUUAACUCAUGUGAGCUAUCAUUUCCUCUGUAAGUGACAAAUGCUAUACCUAUUCCUGUUGCCCACAAUUAUUUAUGCAAGAUGAAUAUUGAAAAUCAAAAAUGCUGUCUGCUAUGCUUCUGACUUCUAGGUUGAAAUUCACAAUUUAGCACAAGCAUUAAAAAAAAAGUGACAUUCCAUUCAACAAAAUUCUAGCGUGUGAAUAACUCGGUACAAAACCAUUAACUGAAGUUACACUUGAAUUUGAUUAUUUUUUAAAUGUGGUUUACAGGAAAAAAUUAUGCUAUUUCCCAAUUGAACUAGUGUUUUUUUUAGGUACUCCAUGGAAAUCUGAUGUUUCUCAAAUCUUAUUUCUUUUGAAAGCUGAUAGAGGGCAUGAAGAGCCUCAUAAAAAUAAACACUUUUUAAUUUGAAUUUCUUCAGCUACAAGUUAGAUAUUCACUUAAAAAUAGGACAAUGCUA
Molecule: messenger RNA, 4481 nt
Organism: Mobula hypostoma (lesser devil ray)
Lineage: Eukaryota; Metazoa; Chordata; Chondrichthyes; Myliobatiformes; Myliobatidae
Gene: adam8a
Product: ADAM metallopeptidase domain 8a
Exons: 25
Coding region: 128-2773 (881 amino acids)
Biological process (GO): proteolysis; regulation of cell-cell adhesion; positive regulation of cellular extravasation
Molecular function (GO): cell adhesion molecule binding; metalloendopeptidase activity
Source: RefSeq, a predicted model, not a curated record